Messenger RNA from Clonostachys byssicola, 969 nucleotides. The record is from the annotation of a GenBank genome assembly. NCBI's taxonomy places the organism in Eukaryota, Fungi, Ascomycota, Sordariomycetes, Hypocreales, Bionectriaceae.
AUGGAUAGCAAGACUGAAGUGUGCCCAGCUUUCCGUGAUAACAAGGAUCUGUAUGGCCUUGGUAUACGGCUAGGCUUUUACAUCCAAUGGGUGGGCUUGAUUAUAUGUGAGCUCUUCGACAAAAAGAAGCCAUGUAAUCAACCUAGGCAUUUACACUCCGAGUUUUUUGCGAUCCGGAUCACGAAUGGAUCGUUCGUUACCGCUGAGUUCAUCGCCAUUCUUGUGCAAAUAGCCAAAACAUCGCUCAAAUCUGAUCGGAAGACGGAGUUUAUCCAGCCCGUGGACAUUUAUAUCGUCCUACUGUUAUGUUUUGGCUCUAGUCUUUUCCUCGUGGUGGUUUUCAUCUGGAACAUGUUCACGCCGCUCAAUGUGGAAUACCCCGUGAGGCCAAGUCUACUGGCCGUUCGACUCAGCUGCUUGCUACUCACCGCGGUAUCUCUCUUCCAACUCUGGUUCUGGUCACAGAGUUUUGAAUUCGGGAAUUGCAAAGCGUACGGUUUCGCCUUUAACAAGACAACAAUAGACGAGAUCACCUUCCGAGUGACACAUGGAAUCCUCUAUGGAGUCCUCCUAGUGGUGGUGCUAUUGAACUUCAUCAGUUCCUUUUUUCAACCAAAACGCUCCCCACUUGUUGACAAGCUAAGCCAGAAAUUAUGGUCGAGCAAAAUGAAGGCAUCGUACUGUCUGGCCAAACUACUAGUCUGCGCAGUUAUCAUCGUCGCAACGGAAUUGACAAUCUCCUGGAACGGCAUUAACAGCCUUAAUGAACUUGACUCUGCUGGGCAAACAAUCCCCUUUGUAGUUGGUUGUUGCGCUUUGGCCCGCGUUAUCUAUGUUACGAGCAUCCAAGACCGUGUGUGGAAGUGGGAGGAGGCAGCCACCUGGAAGGAUAUGCUUGACGCGCUCAAACCACGAUUUCGGCCUGAUGAUGGAAUCCUCAGAAGGGUGGAACGUGUAAGCGCGUAUUAA